GGGCCGGGCUGCGGCGGCGCGGGGAUGGGCGCUGGGUUGUGAGGGGGGGGCGGCGAGGGGCGCCCCGGAGGCGGCCAUGGGGAACAUCUCGUCCAACAUCUCCGCCUUCCAGUCCCUGCACAUCGUCAUGCUGGGCCUGGACUCGGCGGGGAAGACGACGGUGCUGUACCGGCUGAAGUUCAACGAGUUCGUCAACACCGUGCCCACCAUCGGCUUCAACACCGAGAAGAUCCGGCUGAGCAACGGCACGGCCAAGGGCAUCAGCUGCCACUUCUGGGACGUGGGCGGCCAGGAGAAGCUGCGCCCGCUCUGGAAGUCCUACAGCCGCUGCACCGAUGGCAUCAUCUACGUGGUGGACUCAGUGGACGUGGACCGGCUGGAGGAGGCCAAGACGGAGCUGCACAAGGUGACCAAGUUCGCCGAGAACCAGGGCACGCCGCUGCUGGUCAUCGCCAACAAGCAGGACCUGCCCAAGUCGCUGCCGGUGGCCGAGAUCGAGAAGCAGCUGGCCCUGCACGAGCUGACCCCCUCCACCACCUACCACAUCCAGCCCGCCUGCGCCAUCAUCGGCGAGGGGCUCACGGAGGGCAUGGACAAGCUCUACGAGAUGAUCCUGAAGCGGAGGAAGUCCCUCAAGCAGAAGAAGAAGCGGUAGAAGCCCGCAGACGCGUGGACGGGUGGGAAUGCAGACAAAGGAACCGAGGGGGAGAGAGAACCAAAGCGAUCCUGUUUUUUUGUGUUUUCCUUUUUUUUUCCCUUUUUUUUUGUCCCUUUCCAAAAGAAACGACGACAAUAGCGGUGAUAACAAUACCGCUCCUGCUAGCCAAGCCCAGAUCCUGACUGCGGGCGAGAGCCAGGAUCUCCUUCUCCCGCUCUCCCCCCUUGCCCACCACCUUUUCCCCGGCCGGAGGGCGGCGUGGAGCAUGGGGUGGCUGCUGGGCUCAGAGCUGGAGAUGCUGUGAGUCCCCUGGCCGGGCCGGAGGUGCCCUGAGCCCCCUGGCCAGGCUGGAGAUGCUCUGAGCGGGACAAGAUGCCGCAGGCGGCCGAGAGCCCGUGGAGCCGGGGUGGCCCCCCCAGCGCCCCUCCGUCCUUGAGGGGUGCGGAGGCCAAGGGGUGAACAGGGCAGGACCCUGUUAAAGUGCAUUUGAGUGAGGGCAAACGCGCGCCUGGAGCUUUUAAUGCAAGGUCAGCCGGUGGGGAGGGCGGCUCUUGGCUGCCCGCAUCCCUUGCAGGGGGGCUGGAGCAGCGUAAAAUGGGGGAGGUGGCCGAGGGGACAAAACCCAGCUGAGGGGACAAAACCCGGUCAAGGGGACAAAUCCAAACCCUGCAGGCUGGUGUUUUAGGGAGCAGAUGAGUGCAGAGCACAAGGGCAGGCAGCCUUCAGUAAUGCCGCAGCGGCUGGGGGUGUGUAGCAGUUGGUGACUGGUGCUGAGCUUUAAGCUGUUUGCUUAAAAAAAAAGAAAAAAAAAAGAAAAAAAAGAAAAGGGUGAAGUGAGGGGCAUCCAGGAGUCUCUGUUCUCAAAGGCUUGGUUGUGGCUUCUCCUGAAGCAAAGCCACGAGCAGAUCUUUAUUGUGCCCAGGCAUGCUCCAAGGUGCUAAUUUGCUCCAAUUGGGGUGACCCAAAAUACAGAUUACUUAA
Messenger RNA from Oxyura jamaicensis (ruddy duck), 1639 nucleotides. It is a transcript of the gene ARL4C, whose product is annotated as ADP ribosylation factor like GTPase 4C. Gene Ontology annotation, biological process: endocytic recycling; intracellular protein transport. The record is from RefSeq and is a predicted model, not a curated record. Gene Ontology annotation, molecular function: GTP binding; GTPase activity. Gene Ontology annotation, cellular component: cytoplasm. Lineage: Eukaryota; Metazoa; Chordata; Aves; Anseriformes; Anatidae. Bases 77 to 655 code for a protein of 192 amino acids. The transcript has a single exon.